AAACAAAGAACAGCGAAACAAACCAAAACAAACUAGGGAGACUAGAGAACAAGAAACUAAACAGAGCUAAGAACAAAAACAGGGAAUAACUAAAGCUAGACAAACAAAACAGAACUGUACAAAACAAGAAUUAUACAAGAAGAUAAACAAAGAACAAGGGACUCGGGCUAAGGCUAUGGAAACACUGAGAACAGAGAAACGCAGAGGGACAGACAACGGGGGACAGUGCAAAGACCGACAGAGGACAAGUAACAGAGGAAGUCUUUUUAACAUAACAGGAAACACACUGGGAGUGGAAACACCUGGGGAAGGGGUGGAGCUACAAAUGAGACAUGAGGUAAUGGAAAAUCACAGGCAGAACACAGGGGCACGGGUCACGUGGGACAACACAGGCACGAGGACAGACAGGAAACAGGGCCAGGCGUGACAGAAACCUCCCCCUAAACGCGCAGCUCCCGAGGCGCGUAAAAACAAACCCCGGGGGCUGGCGGCAGGGAGAGGCCGGGGAAAACAGGAGACCGAACGGGAGACUGGACAGGGAACUGGACAGGAGAUGGAGACAGGACAGGGGACAGAGACUGGACAGGGAACGGACACUGGACGGGGAACUGGACAGGUGACGGAGACUGGACGGGGAACUGGACAGGUGACGGAGACUGGACGGGGAACUGGACAGGUGACGGAGACUGGACGGGGAACUGGACAGGUGACGGAGACUGGACGGGGAACUGGACAGGUGACGGAGACUGGACGGGGAACUGGACAGGUGACGGAGACUGGACGGGGAACUGGACAGGUGACGGAGACUGGACAGGUGACGGAGACUGGACAUGAGACAGAGACUGGACGGGACCGGACAUGGGAACAGGGACUAGAACAUUGACGGGGACGGAAACAAACACAGUAACAGGGACAGGAACAGAGAAACCACCGGGGAAAGGAACUGGAACGAUCACAGAUACAGGGACCAGGACAGGGAGAGACAGGGGGACCAAAAACACAGGUGGGUGCCCAGGACUGGCAAAAGUCUGUGGGGACAGCCUGGGCACAUAACUAGGGGCAUAGUCAGGAGGCCUAGGAGCAGGCCUGGAAAUACGGGGCCUGGGCCCAAACAUAGUUCUGGGAGCUGCAGGUGCUUGAGCUGGAGCUGGAGCAGCUGGGACUGCUGGUGCUGGAGCUGGAGCAGCUGGGACUGCUGGUGCUGGAGCUGGAGCAGCUGGGACUGCUGGUGCUGGAGCUGGAGCAGCUGGGACUGCUGGUGCUGGAGCUGGAGCAGCUGGGACUGCUGGUGCUUGAGCUGGAGCAGCUGGGACUGCUGGUGCUUGAACUGGAGCAGCUGGGACUGCUGGUGCUUGAACUGGAGCAGCUGGGACUGCUGGUGCU
Messenger RNA from Astyanax mexicanus (Mexican tetra), 1383 nucleotides. RefSeq lists its product as uncharacterized. The coding region runs from base 554 to 883 and encodes 109 amino acids. The transcript has 3 exons. Lineage: Eukaryota; Metazoa; Chordata; Actinopteri; Characiformes; Acestrorhamphidae. The record is from RefSeq and is a predicted model, not a curated record.